Messenger RNA from Amphiprion ocellaris (clown anemonefish), 1803 nucleotides. It is a transcript of the gene edn1, whose product is annotated as endothelin 1. Gene Ontology annotation, biological process: regulation of systemic arterial blood pressure by endothelin; intracellular calcium ion homeostasis; regulation of vasoconstriction. The transcript is spliced from 5 exons. Bases 156 to 701 code for a protein of 181 amino acids. The record is from RefSeq and is a predicted model, not a curated record. Gene Ontology annotation, cellular component: extracellular region. Lineage: Eukaryota; Metazoa; Chordata; Actinopteri; Pomacentridae. Gene Ontology annotation, molecular function: hormone activity; endothelin A receptor binding; endothelin B receptor binding.
CGGAGGGGAGGUGGGAGCUGCUAUAAAGUCAAAGGGCUGCACAUGUAGGAGACAGACCGCUGGAGGACCAGAGGAGGACGGAGACCUGCUCAUCCAUCACCUCUGAAGGAUUACUCACAUUUACCCUCUGUUUGGUUUUACAAGAACCUGCACAAAUGGAUCUAUACGUUUUUAUUUCCGUGCUAUCAGUGAUGUUCCCAUGGAUUUCCUGCACAGCUCUACCGGCUCCGGUCGCAGACGCACCGACCGCCUCCACCGGCAACCUGCGGCACCGAGUGCGGAACAAGCGCUGCUCCUGCGCCACUUUCCUGGACAAGGAGUGCGUGUACUUCUGCCACCUGGACAUUAUAUGGGUCAACACACCUGAGCGCGUGGUCUCCUACGGACUGGGCAACGCGCCGCGGACGAGGCGCGCACUCGCGGACUCCAUGGCAACCAGCGGAGCCCCGCGCUGCCGGUGUCUGCGGGGAAACGACGCCACAUGCGGGACUUUCUGCGGGAAUAGAAACCUGCGCAGGUAUGAUUCCACAGAGAUCCGAUCCCCGGAGGGCAGACAGCAGCCGGCAGCGGACAGCAUCAGGAGGCUGGCCGGUAACCGGGUGUCGCCGGUAGCGCAGAAAACCCGCCUGCUGCUGGAGAAGUGGAGGGUGAGACAACGGCACCGAGUCAGAGCCUGGGAGGGUCACGGCUCGGCCUCCUAGACCAGAAGGACGCCUCUACGCCUUCUCACAGGAAGGUCUUAGAACCACCAGCCAGAGGGGGGUCCUGAAGGCACUGCAGAGCCCACCUGAGGCAACAUGAGUCCACCUGAGGCCACCUGAGUCCACCUGAGGCCACCUGAGGCCACAUGAGUCCACCUGAGGCCACCUGAGUCCACCUGAGUCCACCUGAGCCCACCUGAGCCCACCUGAGUCCACCUGAGUCCACCUGAGGCCACCUGAGCCCACCUGAGUCCACCUGAGGCCACAUGAGUCCACCUGAGUCCACCUGAGCCCACCUGAGUCCACCUGAGCCCACCUGAGCCCACCUGAGUCCACCUGAGGCCACAUGAGUCCACCUGAGGCCACCUGAGCCCACCUGAGUCCACCUGAGGCCACCUGAGGCCACCUGAGCCCACCUGAGUCCACCUGAGGCCACCUGAGUCCACCUGAGCCCACAUGAGUCCACCUGAGUCCACCUGAGUCCACCUGAGGCCACAUGAGUCCACCUGAGUCCACCUGAGGCCACAUGAGUCCACCUGAGGCCACCUGAGGCCACCUGACGCCUACAAACCUCCACGUCUGCAGCAGAGCUUUCACAACUCGACUUGGCUGCACUUCAGCCGAGGUCUGGGACAAUCUGAGGAGAUCAGCUGAGCAGAGGACUCAGCCACAAUCUGCUAAACCAAGGACACUCGCUGACUCUCCUCUGGACUGUAGAAAACACCAAAUACCAUUUCAGACUCCUGAGGGGAAUUCAGUCCCCUCCGUCUGUGGAAGAGCCGGUUCUAAAGGGAUGGUGUUCCUCGUGUCGUGGCUUCUCUCCACGUUCUUCACCGACUGAAACUGUUUUACUGCAUUUACACAAACGACAGGUCGUCUCCUGUUCGCCAGCUGCUGGGAGUUUUUCCUCACUCAUCACAGACUUCUGAGCAUUUAUCCUAAUUUAUGUUUUCACUGUCGUGCUCUAUUUAUUUAUUCUUGUUCCACAUGAAUGUAAUUUGAAGGCUGUAUUGGUCCGUGUCAUUUCUGUGAAAUGGUUUUUCCACUAAGCUGCCAUAAUGUGGCCAAACUGUAAUAAAUUUUUACACUUAUUUAAACCCGA